Molecule: messenger RNA, 6674 nt
Organism: Malaclemys terrapin pileata
Lineage: Eukaryota; Metazoa; Chordata; Testudines; Emydidae
Gene: DLGAP4
Product: DLG associated protein 4
Exons: 11
Coding region: 16-2925 (969 amino acids)
Biological process (GO): signaling
Cellular component (GO): glutamatergic synapse; postsynaptic specialization
Molecular function (GO): molecular adaptor activity
Source: RefSeq, a predicted model, not a curated record
GGAAACCCCUGGACCAUGAAGGGGUUAGGAGAUAACAGAAGCCGCCACCUCUCCGAUAACCUGGACUCCCCUCAAGACUCUCUUUAUGCUGCCCAAGACAGGAACCCUUACCUCCUCAGUCCCACUGACUCCUACCCCGUGGAUCCCCGGUUUCCAGCCCAGAAUUCCCUCCAUAGUGACUGUCUCCUCCCACUCAACAACCAGAUUUCCAACAGCAGCACUUUCCCCCGUAUCCAUUACAACUCCCACUUCGAAGUCCCGGACGAGAACCCCUUCCCAAGCCAUGCCCAAGCCACUAAGAUCAACCGCCUCCCCGCAAACCUCUUGGACCAAUUUGAGAAGCAGCUGCCCAUUCACCGGGACGGCUUCAGCACCCUCCAGUUCCAGAGGAGCGACGCCAAGCACCGGAGCGAGAGCCCCGGGCGCAUCCGACAUCUGGUGCACUCCGUCCAGAAGCUCUUUGCCAAGUCACAGUCCCUGGAGGGCCCCACCAAGGGCAGCGUGAAUGGCAAGAAGGGCACAGAGGACCCGAAGCAGAACCGGAGGAGCAAAAGCAAAGACCGGGCAAAGACCACCGAGACCAAACGCAGGCCCAGGUCCAACAUAUCAGGCUGGUGGAGCUCGGACGACAACUUAGAUAGCGACACCUGCAGCUAUCGCAAUCCAAUGGGCCUCAUGACCCUGGGCAGGCAACCUGACCACAGCCAGCCUAGGUACUUCAUGCACGCAUAUAACACCAUCAGUGAGCACAUGCUGAAAUCCUCCAAGAGCAAUAACGACCUCAAGGUCACCCCCUGCGCCAAUAUCCCCAUCAGCAACGAGUCCAACUACAUCAAACGGGGCUCCUGGUCCACGCUCACCCUUAGCCAUGCCCGGGAAGUGUGCCAAAAGGCCUCUGCCACCAUCGACAAAGCCCUGCUGAAAUCCAAGUCCUGCCAGCAAGACUUAGCCUAUCAUUACUUGCAGGUGCCUCAGGGAGAGUGGAACAAUACGCUGUCUCGGGACAAAGACAACGAGAUCCCGUGCCGGCGCAUGCGGAGCGGGAGCUACAUCAAAGCCAUGGGGGACGAUGACAGCGAAGAUUCAGAAACCAGCCCCAAACCGUCCCCGAAAACUGCGGCUCGGAGGCAGAGUUACCUCAAGGCCACCCAACAGUCCCUGAGUGAGCAGAGCACUGCACACAGGAGCCUGGACCGCCUGGACUCCGUCGAGAUCCUCUUACCUCCAAAGUUCCCAAGCUGGGAGGAAGAAUACAACCAGCUCACUGACAACAUGGAUGAGUCCAGCUGUAUCAGCCAGAUAUUUGGACAGUCCUCAUUUAUCCCACAGAUAUUUACACACGGAGAGCAGACAAGGGAGGCAGAGCUGAGCGACCAGUACGAGACAGUGUGUGAAUCAGCCUACAGUGAAGCCGAAUCAGCUGCUGUGGAGGUGCUAGACCUGCCUCUGCCCAGCUACUUCCGCUCCCGGAGCCACAGCUACCUCCGAGCCAUCCAGGCAGGCUGCUCCCAGGAAGAAGACACGGCCUCCAUCCGAUCCAUCUCGCCGCCUCCCGCCAGCAGCAUCAGCGGCAGCAGGACGCUCCCCAGCAACAGCAGUUCAUCAUGCCUAGUGGCAUAUAAAAAGACACCUCCCCCCGUCCCACCUCGGACCACCUCAAAGCCGUUCAUCUCUGUCACCGUGCAGAGCAGCACCGAAUCAGCCCAGGACACCUACCUGGAUAGCCAGGACCACAAGAGCGAAGUCAACAGCCAAUCGGGACUGAGUAAUUCUUCAGACAGCUUAGACAGUACCAGAACACCCAGUGUGACAAAAGGCAGCCUUGUGACUCCAGCCAGAGAUGCUCCAGAGUUACCCCAGAAAAAUGCAACCUUGAAAAGUGACAAGGGAACUCUGACAAGUGAAGAGCCUAAGGUGGAGAAUAUUCCCAAAAGGAAGCUGUCGUCUAUAGGAAUACAAGUUGACUGCCUUCAGCCAGUGGCAAAGGAGGAGCCCCCUACGCCAACCACCAAAUUCCAGUCCAUCGGGGUACAGGUAGAGGACGAGUGGCGAAACAACCACUCUCGCAGUAUGUCCUCCAAACAGGACGCCGAUUCCGAUGCACAGGAACCGAAUCACUCAAACUGUAAAUCGUCUGAGAGAAGCCUUGCUGAUUGUCCCCCGCGCUACAACUCUGUCAGUGUUGAUGCCAGUACCAGGCAGCCAGCCAAGCCCUCCCAGUUCAAGAGAAAUCUCUCCUAUGGAGAUAGCAGUGACCCAGCCCUAGAGCCUUCCUCUCUCCCUCCUCCGGACCCUUGGCUCGAGACAUCCUCCAAUUCACCAUCAGAACCAACACAACCAGGAGCCUGCAGGCGGGACGGGUACUGGUUUCUGAAACUCCUGCAGGCAGAAACAGAAAGGUUAGAAGGAUGGUGCCGUCAGAUGGACCAGGAGACCAAAGAGAACAAUCUCUCUGAAGAAGUUUUAGGAAAAGUCCUCAGCGCAGUGGGCAGUGCACAGUUACUCAUGUCCCAAAAGUUCCAGCAGUUCCGGGGCCUCUGUGAGCAAAACUUGAACCCCAAUGCCAAUCCCAGACCCACAGCCCAGGACCUAGCUGGGUUUUGGGAUCUCUUGCAGUUGUCCAUUGAAGACAUCAGCAUGAAAUUUGAUGAGCUCUACCACCUAAAGGCUAACAGCUGGCAACUGGCAGAAACACCGGAGAAGAAGGAAGAGAAGAAACCACCCCCUCCAGUGCCAAAGAAGCCAGCCAAGCCCAAAACCCCACUGAACCGGGACAAAGCCUCUGAUUCUGUGGAUAAGCAGCGCCAGGAAGCUCGCAAGCGUCUCAUGGCAGCCAAGCGGGCUGCCUCUGUCCGGCAGAAUUCUGCCACGGAGAGCGCGGACAGCAUUGAAAUCUACGUCCCUGAGGCACAGACCCGCCUUUGAGCAAAGGGGAAGAGGAAGGAAACACGUGUUUUUCUAAAUCAUUAAAGAGGAAAAAAAAAUUCUCUCUAAACUUUAGUGUGAUUUAUUCGGUCUAGAGACGCUGAGCCAACCUGACAAAGGGCUCCCAAUUCGGCUUUUUUUCUCUCAGCUUUAAGUAACGAAGAUUUUAAAAAAAUCCCACACACAACAACAAAAAUUCCCCCUCUUGUUUUCUCUCACUGGCUGCGGUGUUGCUGAACAGACUGAAAAGACUCCUGGAAGCCCCAGCCCCUCAGACUUGGAACUUCAAUCUUUUUACUUGUUCAAUCUAAUGAGAAUUAUUAGCUUGUUUACAAGAAGAGGACGACAAAAAAAAAAAAUGAAGCCUUGAGCACUUGCCAUGCUGUGUUCUUUCUCCUUCUCCUCAACUCUGUUCUUCCUUAUCCUUAGGGUUUUUUUCUUCUACCUCUUAUUCUACCUUAUCCACCCCCUCUCUCCCACUUUUUGCAUGGCUUUGUUUACUGUGUUAGAAAUAACCUCUCUUCCACAGAGCUCCCGAAGAGAACAUCUGUUCAGCGUGUACUGGUGUUGCACUCUGCUAGCUAGCAGCCUUUCUUUAUUUUUCCUUUAGUGGGGGGGAGGUGUAGGGGCGAAGGGCAGCAGGGUUCACAUAUCAAUGUAUUUGAUUGAAAAGGAAGGAGGAAAAGAUCUGUGGAAUGUAAUGCCGAGUUCUUCAUGCAGCCUGGAAGCAAACGUGUGCAAUAAGGUGGUGAUGGGGGCAGCGCUUCGUUGGCUGAUUCCAAAAGAAAGCUGGCCCCAUUCCAGGCACAGGAUGGGAGCUGGAAGGAUGAUGUGGUGGAACAAGUGUGACCCCUAUACAUAUAUACACACACUCACACUGACACUCACUCUCUCUCUCUCUCUCUCUCUCUCUCUCUCUCUCUCUCUCAUUUUGUCCCCUUCUACACAUUUUAUUUUCCUUGAGAAUCACUUGUUAAAAAAGCAGUUGCUACACAGUGGGGACCUGUUUCAAGGGGGAGGAAGGGUGUAAUGAUAGGGUAUGUCAGGGUGGAGAACUGGGUUUUCUACAAAAAGAAGGGAGGGUGGCUAAUGGCAGGCUGGCAGCCGGCCGACCUGUAUGUAUGUGUACAUAUGCACAUAUACACUUACUAGGAUCUGUAUAUUUAAUGCAUACACACAUAUACAUACCCAUACACAAGUGCAAGUGGUGUAUUAAAAGCACCUCAGUCAGAGUGGGCGUAUGUAUAGCAUAUAUUUUUACAUGUACUAUAUCUAGAUGUGUGUAAAAGUGUGUGUAAAAAUAUAUACUCCGUGUGUAAUCAGAUUAUUUUUCCUUGUAUCCCGUGCUUUUUUUGGUGAAGGGGAGGGGUUGCUAAAUAUUUUGAUCCUUUUUAGCUCCUUCUCCCCCCUCACGCCUCCUUUUCGGUUUAGCUUCUUGGAGUCGGGACUGAAUGCCAGCGUCGCGUUCUUUUCCACCCUUCCCAAAACGAACACUUGCCCCCAAAUUGAGCAAUCAUGUUGUUUGAGUGGAGAGAUCUUGUGUCAGUUUCAUGUGGGGGAAAUCCCAAAGGAACUUAAACCAGGGUGUUGGUGAUCAAAAAGGCAAAAAAAUAAAAACCUAAAUCCUAUCUAACUGAACACUGUAUACUGUGUUUAUGCAUAUAUAGUAUGACCAAUUUCUCUUCCUGCCCACCUACCAUAUAGAUCUCGUAGCCUGGAGUGAGAACCUGUGAAAGUUUGACCAUAAGCAAAGUGGCUCAAAUCCAGCAUUGGUUUUUAACUUUAUGGGUAGAAGAUGUUGACUUGCUGUUUUUUUUUUUUUUUUUUUUUUUUUUUUUUAAAUAAGGCUUUUAGAGUUUCUUAGCAUUCUAAAAUUAGGAACAUGUAGAAUGUGAAUUCAUCUUAAUCAUGUUUCCAAAGGUAUCCAGUCUGCUGGGAUACUGUCCCCAAAGCAGUUAUUUUCUGGGCUCAGUGUUGUGGGCUGUAGUCUGUUUUGCUGAGCUUCUGAAAAACCUCUUUAAACUACGUGGGGACCAUUCACACUGCCUCAGUCAAUCAUACCUGGUCCGUUGCACAAAGAGUUCCAAGCAUAUUCCCUGGGUUCUGGCCAGGCGUAGUGAAGCUGGGCACUCGUACCUGGCUGACACUACAAUGGGUUUAUGGUGGGUAAGAUACAUUGUCAGAGUGUCUCAAGCCAUGUUAGAUAAUCAGAAGCAAGUGUAUGCCUCUCUGCCAGACUUUCAUUAUAUCAGUAUCUCCUUACUUUCCUGGAGGAAUAAGGUUUAAUAAAGCAAGGACAGCUGGCUGAUAAAAAUAAAACAAAAUUCAAAACUAACCUCAGUUGAUAGCUCUGAUCUUUUCCCCCCUUUUAAAAAAAACAAACAUAUUCUUGGUUUUUGUUUUUUUAAUGAGCUUCUUAACUUCUAGGGAACAGUUGAAUUGUUUAAACGACAUGGACAUGACUUCUCUGUAAUAUCUGUAAACUGAUGCAAUAGACUGUGGGUCUGUAGACGUACUGUCUGUGUGUGAUUGUGUACUAGCAUAUUUCAGUGUUCACUUCAAUGGUUUGAAUGCAAUCUAAAUCUCCCGUUUCUCUAGCAUACCUCAUAACCCCCUGAGAGCCAGUCAACAGCUGGGGAGAUCUAAUUUGCACAUGCAAAUUAAUUUUUUUUUUUUUCCCUAAUAGGGUGACAAGGUAGCAACAGACCUACCUCCUGAUCUAGAGCACAGCCAUUGACAUUGAAAUAGGCUUCUGACAGUGAAAGGGGAUGUUCUCACCACCUAUUCCUAUAGAGGAUUAUCCUUGAAUCCAGGAAUUAAAUUUAGUUUUAGAUGUUAUGAAGAUACGAUUAAGUCUGAGGAAGGGCAUGCAAAAUCCGGCUGGCCCCUAGUCUCAAAUAAUUUUUGAUUUAUUCAAAAGGCAGCAAUGCAUCAAACCUAAUAAAUAAACUCUCUCCUUGUGCCUCCCACAGGCCUGUGCUGAUCCCUGUCAUUUUGACUAUAAACGCUGGGAGGCAGGAAACCUUGUUUCAUCUUGGGACUCGUUCUGGUCCAUUCAAUGCAGAAAUAGUUCAGUUUCAGGUGUCCUUACCACUUGACCAGUCUCAUUUUCCCCAGUCAGCCACAGAAUGGAAAGUAGAUAUAACCUCUGUUCUCAAGGUAGUGGGAAAAGAGGAAAGAUUGUUCCCAGCCUCUAGUUUAAGAUCAGCUGCCUAAUAUAGUGUUAGUAAUUUGGGGUGGGAGAGGGAGUAAUGCUGAGUAUUUUUCCCUUUCACAGACAGAUUACUGAAAACAAGGAGCUCUGAGGAAACAGUCACAACUGAAGUGAUUGGAAUUACAGGAAAUCUAUAGUGGUUAGGAAAAUCCUAAACCCAAAGCCUAUUUCUUGAAACUGUGCUUUAAAAAGGUUUCUCUAGCUAUAAUUAUCUAAUACUAUGUGGAUGUGAUUUUUUUUUUUUAAAUUAUACAUGCAGUGCUACAAUUAACAUGAUCUUGAGUUGUGCGAAACUUCCCUCAAUGAUCUAGCCUCCUUUACUUCACUUUAGCUCCAUGGCAGAAGUAAGAAACUGUCUAGGCCCAUGUUUGUUAAUCUUCCUUUUGGUUUUUGUUUUUUAAAUGUGACUCUAAUUCCACAGGAAGCCUUGAAAGUUGAAGCCUUGUACCUAGACUGACGCCCAACACUUUGUAAUGUGAACCUUGCUGCCAUUAUAGACUAGUAAAAAGAUGGCACCUUGUUGGUGCCCUUCUGC